AACCAAGAGAUAUUCUAUCGAAUGAAAAAUGGAUAUUCGAAAGAGAAACCUUGAGAAUAUUCUUCUUCUUCUUCUUUUUCUCUUAUCAAACACAUCACUUAAUAUCUCUAACCGCAUCCUCCUGCCUUCUUCAUUUUCAUCUUCCCAGAAAAAAAAAAAAAAAAAGACAAAAUGAAGUUUGGUAAGAGUCUGAGCAAUCAGAUAGAGCAGACACUCCCUGAAUGGCGCGACAAGUUCUUGUCUUACAAAGACCUCAAGAAGCGUCUCAAACUCAUCGCCUCCAAAUCCGGCGAUCGUCCCGCCAAACGUCUUCGACUAGACUCCUCCUCCGGCGGAGAAAUGUCGAAAGAAGAGAUGAGUUUCGUCCAGUUGCUAGAGGACGAGUUGGAGAAAUUCAAUAAUUUCUUCGUCGAGAAGGAGGAAGAGUAUAUCAUCAGAUUAAAGGAAUUGAGAGAUAGGAUAAUCAAAGCAAAGGAGAACAUGAUGAGCAUAAGGAAAGAGAUUGUUGAUCUCCACGGAGAGAUGGUUCUCCUCGAGAACUACAGUGCUCUCAACUACACAGGAUUGGUUAAGAUACUGAAGAAGUACGACAAGCGAACCGGCGAUCUCAUGCGUUUGCCUUACAUCCAGAAAGUUCUUCGGCAACCUUUCUACACUACAGACUUGUUGUACAAGCUCAUCAAAGAAUCAGAGGCAAUGCUUGACCGCUACUUCCCCGAUGGAACAGAGUCUUCUUCUUCUUCUGCCAACAACGCCCAAGCAGAGCACGAGUUGGUGGAGAGCCUCCACAUGAAAAGUACAAUCGCUGCCUUGCGUGUUUUGCAAGAAAUCAGGAGUAAAAGCUCUACGGUGAGCGUCUUCUCGCUGCCGCCGCUCCAGUUAAACGGAGUGGACGACACGUGGAAGAAGAUUCCCUUGAUGGAGCAAGAAGCCAAAUAGAAAGAGAGCGAGAGAUGCUUUUAUUCUCCACUUGUGUGUUUUUACAGUAGAAGCUAACAGAUUGUUAAAAAAAAUAUACAUUAUCAAUGUGGCACACACACAGAAGAAGGGUAUCUUUGAAGUCAUUAGCGGUUGUAACUGUGUUUGUGUGUAGUAAUUGAUAUGAUUGUAUACCAAAUUCAGAUUUGUUACC
This is a messenger RNA of Raphanus sativus (radish), 1132 nucleotides long. RefSeq names its product SPX domain-containing protein 1. Bases 172 to 939 code for a protein of 255 amino acids. NCBI's taxonomy places the organism in Eukaryota, Viridiplantae, Streptophyta, Magnoliopsida, Brassicales, Brassicaceae. Gene Ontology annotation, biological process: cellular response to phosphate starvation. The transcript is spliced from 2 exons. The record is from RefSeq and is a predicted model, not a curated record.